ACGCACAUACCCUUUGAACUUGGCCGCGCAUGGGUUGGGGACGCGGGAUUUGAGAAUUGAGAAAGAUUAUCAUUUCUCAUCCUUAAUUCAAAACCUUCAAUAUGAAAUUGAAACUUCGAUAACAAAAAUUCAUUAAGAUUCCCCCCAAUUCCCAGAGCAACUAGGCGCGUGCGUGUGCUUGUGCUGUAGCCUGAACCUCCCUGAAACUAGGGUUUAACAAGUAGUUUUCUUCAAUCUGUUAGCACUCACCACAAUGUCAUUUUCGUUGUUCUCCACGCCCCAGCAACAACAACCGCAACCGCAGCAGUCUCCUUUCCAGCCACAGCAGAGUAGUUUGUUCCUUCCACCGCAGCAGCAGCAACAACAGCAGCAGUUUCAACAACAACAACAACAACAACAACAACAGUUGCAGCAGCAGCAGCAGCAGCAGCAGCAGCAGCAACAACAACAACAACAACAACAAUUGUUUUUGUUCACUAACGAUAGAACUCCAGCUAGUUAUAGUACCAAUUGGACGGAUCUACAUCCUGAUUCCCAGAAGAUUCUCCUUCAGAUCGAGGAGCGGAUAUUGGAGUAUAGGGAUGAAAGCCAGAGACUAGAUCAAUGUAGUCGUUUGUAUGAUUCUUCGGUUUCGAAUGAUGGAUUUGAGCUUGAUGCAAGCCACAUUGUUCAGGAACUUGGUGGAAUUAGCACUGCUAUGGAACGACAGAAAACUUUGCUGCAGGACCUGAUGUUUGUUGUUAAGGAUAUGUUACGCAACACAGAGGUUGCUGUUCGCUCCUUCAUGAUGCUACGCCCUAGAUUCCUUCAUCCCAGCGGGGGUACAUCAAGUGCCACUGCCCCAUCACAGACUCCUGGAGCAUCUCUAGCACCUAGUUCAAGUAGCCAACCAACAACUGCAUCUAUAGUGCCUGUUUUUGAUUUCUACAGUGGUCUUCCAAAGAAACCAUCCCCCUUUUUACAACAAACAAUUUUAAGAUUUGAAAAGUAUCUUGGGGAAUGCCAUCAGUGGAUUGAAGAGCUGGAGCAGGUGCUUCUCUUAGAGUCUGAGAGAAAUGCAUCCAGUAAUGGAUCCUCAUUAUUGCAAUCUCUUCCCAAGGUCAUGACAAAUGUGCAUGACUUUUUUGUUCACGUGGCAGCAAAGGUGGAGAGCAUUCAUCAAUACAUUGAGUCAAUGAAAUCAGCAUACCUAGCUGAUCAGCGCCGCCGAGGGGAGGUGAAUGAUCCAUUUCUGGAGGCAGAUCGGCGGGAAACCGCAAGACAAGAAGCUGCUUCAAAACGAGUUCAUCCAACUUUGCAUUUACCAGCAAAUUCACAACCCUCAACCCAAGUAGCUGGGUUGUUUUCCAGUUCAGGAACUCAAGCAGCAUUGACUGCCCAACAGACAUCUGCUGCAACUUCAUCUUCGACAGCAGGAAGUGGUUUCUCUCUUUUUGGCACACCAUCUUCUGCUCCAUCUCUGUCAUCAUCUUUGUUUACAACACCAUCAACUCCUGCUCCAGGAUACUCUUGGUUUGCAUCAUCUAGUGCUACACCUCAAACCUCACUUUUUGGUCCAACAUCAUUAUCUGUACCUGGUCCUGCAUCAACUCCCUCACUGUUUAGUAAUACUGCUUCAUUGUUUAGUACAACUCCGGCUUCAGGUUCACUCUUUUCAACGCCAUUUGGUUCAGGCGCUGCAACAGGAUCUGGGGCAAGCUUUGGACCUGGAUCGAAAAAUCCACGGGCAAAAUCCAGGACUACUCGACGUUAAUAGACGUGAUCAGAAAGCAUAAAGUUGAUUGGAACAUUUUCUGCUGUCAAACAAAUAUGCAAUGUUCCACUUGAAAUAUUGGUUUUUCCUUAUUAAAUGGUGUUAAAUGGUUUUUGGUGUGAACUUGGUGAGUCUUGGACCGUAGAUGCUGCAUUGAGGGCACUGGUACAUAUCAACAUUUAAUUUCUGCCUUGUUUCAAUCCGUUGAGCUCUUCCAUUAGGCAGUUUCCGUGAGUUAACAUUGUAGAUUAAUAUAGAUAGAUGAUUUUGAAUGCUAAACUUUGAUUAAUUGCAACUUGCUUUUUUCCUGGUUCCAGUUUGAGGUGGAUACAUCGGUCACUGUUGUAAAAGAUGCCAACUGCUAGCAUGGUACAUUUUACUGAUAUAUUUCAAACACGGAGUAAUUGGCUUUUAAUUGUUCUUUAGAUAAAGCGAGUUUUCUAUAUGGAUUUCAAGAUUU
Abrus precatorius (Indian licorice) is the source of this 2213-nucleotide messenger RNA. Its product is annotated as nuclear pore complex protein NUP58. Lineage: Eukaryota; Viridiplantae; Streptophyta; Magnoliopsida; Fabales; Fabaceae. The record is from RefSeq and is a predicted model, not a curated record. Gene Ontology annotation, cellular component: nuclear pore. Gene Ontology annotation, molecular function: structural constituent of nuclear pore. The coding region runs from base 254 to 1753 and encodes 499 amino acids. Gene Ontology annotation, biological process: nucleocytoplasmic transport. The transcript is spliced from 6 exons.